AAUUGAAAUCCGUUUGCAGUCGCUAGCACGCUGGCGUAAACGCACAGCAGCCUGCCCGUAUCAGCUGUCAAACGCAUUUCUAUCAAAACAAUCACCCGCUAAAUUGAAAUACCAUCCCUCGUAUCGACACAACAGUAAAACGAUUUUCCCCACACCGAGAUCGCUCAUGAUACGCUCGCUUUCCUUUGUACCAUCCAUCAUCCGCAGCUCGUCCGUAGUACCGAACAAAAUCGUCCGGAUGGCCAGCAGCGAAGCGUCGACGGCUCCCGCGCCCGGUGAAUAUUCCGUCGCGUUCGUUACCGUACCGGACAACACGGUAGCGGUUAAUGUGGCCCGCCAGCUGGUCGAGAAAAGUUUGGUUGCCUGCGUCAACAUCAUCCCCGGUCUAACGUCGAUCUACGCCUGGGAGGGUAAGAUCAACGAAGAUCCGGAAGUGUUGCUGAUGAUCAAAACGCGCACCAGCCGGGUGGAGGAUUUGAUCCGGCACGUGCGGGAAGUCCAUCCGUACAGUGUGGCCGAAGUGAUUGCGAUGCCGAUUGCGCAAGGGAAUGCACCGUACCUGGACUGGAUCGGGAAAACAGUCGGGCCCCGAGGGGGUCGAGGAGGGGGGACUGCGUAAGUGGGGUCAGGGGGAGGUUUUCGGUUUAAGGUUGUUGUGGUUCCUUUCGGGUUUCGUUUCGGGCGGUUGGUUUUGAUCUGUGAAUGGAUAAUAUUGUGUAGAAUAUAGCGUCGCGAGCUUUGCUUUAUAAA
Anopheles stephensi (Asian malaria mosquito) is the source of this 750-nucleotide messenger RNA. RefSeq names its product divalent-cation tolerance protein CutA. NCBI's taxonomy places the organism in Eukaryota, Metazoa, Arthropoda, Insecta, Diptera, Culicidae. The transcript has 2 exons. The record is from RefSeq and is a predicted model, not a curated record. Bases 167 to 619 code for a protein of 150 amino acids. Gene Ontology annotation, biological process: response to metal ion. Gene Ontology annotation, molecular function: copper ion binding.